Tripterygium wilfordii is the source of this 4136-nucleotide messenger RNA. Its product is annotated as protein transport protein SEC31 homolog B-like. The transcript is spliced from 22 exons. Gene Ontology annotation, biological process: intracellular protein transport; COPII-coated vesicle cargo loading; endoplasmic reticulum to Golgi vesicle-mediated transport. Gene Ontology annotation, molecular function: structural molecule activity; protein binding. Bases 348 to 3713 code for a protein of 1121 amino acids. Gene Ontology annotation, cellular component: COPII vesicle coat; endoplasmic reticulum exit site. NCBI's taxonomy places the organism in Eukaryota, Viridiplantae, Streptophyta, Magnoliopsida, Celastrales, Celastraceae. The record is from RefSeq and is a predicted model, not a curated record.
AUCUUAAUCAGUUAAUUGGAGAAAAACAGAUCACUACAAUUUCACACAAAAACACGCGCGCGCACACAAAAACCAGAGACGAGAGAACAAACAACAGAGGCAUAGCCACAGCGUAGUGUUGAAACCUCUUCGUCUUUACUCAUAUAGGUAUAUCAAACCCUAAUUCCCCAAUUUAAACACCAUUUAAUCUGAUCCGAAACCGCUCUCUGUCGCUCCAAAUACAAUUUCUGCAGAUCUUCAUAUACUUCAAUUGAGGGAGGGAGAUAUAUAGGAAUUUCGAUUAUUUGAGAUCCAGAUAUCAGUGUGUUGGAUUGAUAAGGAGUUAUUGAGGGCGCUUGCUGCGAAUUAUGGCGUGUAUAAAGGGGAUAAACAGAUCGGCGUCAGUGGCCAUGGCGCCGGACACACAGUACAUGGCGGCUGGGACCAUGGCUGGGGCUGUGGAUCUUUCUUUCAGCUCGUCCUCGAACCUCGAGAUCUUUAAGCUUGAUUUCCAGUCAGACGAUCGUGACCUCCCCGUUGUUGGUGAAGUACCCAGCUCCGAGCGCUUCAACCGUCUCUCUUGGGGAAAGAAUGGAUCCGGCUCUGAUAGUUUUGCCCUCGGUCUCAUUGCUGGCGGUCUUGUCGAUGGCAGCAUUGACCUAUGGAACCCUCUGUCUCUGAUCCGCUCUGAUGCAAGUGAAAGUGCUCUUGUCGGACAUCUUUCAAGGCAUAGAGGGCCUGUUCGUGGUCUUGAGUUCAAUGCCCUCUCUCCUAACUUGCUUGCUUCUGGUGCUGAUGAUGGUGAAAUAUGCAUAUGGGAUUUAGCUAGACCUGCGGAGCCUUCUCAUUUCCCACCUCUCAGGGGUAGCGGUUCUGCUGCACAAGGUGAAAUAUCAUUUCUUUCUUGGAACAGCAAGGUUCAGCAUAUAUUGGCAUCCACUUCAUAUAAUGGAACAAAUGUGGUUUGGGAUCUAAAGAAGCAAAAACCAGUGAUAAGUUUUGCAGAUCCUGAGAGAAGACGGUGCUCGGUUUUACAGUGGAAUCCUGAUGUUGCCACUCAGCUUGUUGUUGCAUCAGAUGAAGAUGCUUCUCCUGCCUUGAGGCUUUGGGAUAUGCGGAACAUAAUUACACCUGUGAAAGAGUGGGUGGGGCACACCAGAGGUGUAAUUGCUAUGGCAUGGUGUCCCAAUGACAGCUCGUAUUUACUAACUUGUGCCAAGGAUAAUCGAACUAUUUGCUGGGACACAGUUACUGGAGAGAUUGUCUGUGAAUUGCCAGCUGGCACUAACUGGAACUUUGAUGUACACUGGUACCCAAAGCUACCUGGAGUCAUAUCAGCUUCUUCAUUUGAUGGGAAAAUUGGGAUUUUUAACAUUGAGGGUUGCAGUCGAUAUGGGGCAGGAGAAAGUGAUUUUGGUGCAGUAUCACUGAGAGCUCCGAGAUGGUAUAAACGUCCUGUAGGAGCAUCUUUUGCCUUUGGAGGAAAGCUUGUCUCGUUUUGCCCUCGGCUUCCUGCUGGAAAUGGUUCAGAUGUUUUCGUGCAUAGCAUAGUUAUGGAAGACAGUUGGGUGAGCCGCUCAUCUGAAUUUGAAGCCGCAAUACAAAAUGGGGAGAGGUCUUCUCUUAGAGUUUUAUGUGAUAAAAAAUCUCAAGAGUCCGAAUCAGUGGAAGACCGGGAAACAUGGGACUUCUUGAAGGUUAUGUUUGAAGAAGAUGGCACAGCAAGGACAAAACUGCUCAACCACCUUGGUUUUAGCAUACCUAUUGAAGAGAAAGAGACUUUACAGGAUAAUCUAUCACAGGAGGUUAAUGCCAUUCAACUUGGUGAUUCAGUGGAAGAAAAACCGGGACAUGAGAGCAAUAAAGAGGCGACCAUAUUUGCUGAUAAUGGGGAAGAUUUCUUUAACAACCUUCCGAGUCCUAAAGCUGAAACACCUUUGUCAACCUCUGAGAAUAACUUUGUAGUUGGGAGUUCUGUCCCAAGUGCUGAAGAAGAAACACCGUCAGAACCAGAUGUUCUGGAGGAGAGUACUGACCCAACAUUUGAUGAUGCCAUUCAACAUGCUUUGGUUGUGGGAGAUUAUAAGGGGGCAGUUGCACGGUGCAUCGCUGCAAAUAAAAUGGCUGAUGCUUUAGUUAUAGCGCAUAUUGGUGGUGCAUCUUUGUGGGAGACCACUCGUGACCAAUACCUUAAGAUGUGCCAUUCACCAUACCUAAAGGUUGUUGCUGCAAUAAAGAACAAUGAUCUCAUGAGCCUUGUAAACACCAGGCCCCUGAAAUUCUGGAAAGAAACGCUUGCGCUACUUUGUUCAUUUGCUCAGGGAGAGGAAUGGACUGUGCUUUGCGACACUCUUGCUUCAAAACUAAUGGCUGUGGGCAACACCCUAGCAGCUACUCUCUGUUACAUUUGUGCUGGAAAUAUUGAUAAAACAGUGGAAAUCUGGUCAAGAAGCCUGACUACUGAGCAGGAGGGAAAAUCCAAUGUCGACCUUCUUCAGGAUUUGAUGGAAAAGACCAUUGUCCUUGCUUUGGCAUCAGGGCAGAAGCGAUUUAGUGCAUCUUUGUGCAAACUUGUUGAGAAAUAUGCUGAAAUUUUAGCAAGCCAGGGGCAUUUAACGACAGCAAUGGAGUACUUGAAGCUUUUGGGUUCUGAUGAAUUGUCACCUGAGCUUGUGAUCUUAAGAGAUCAUAUUGCUCUUUCUGCUGAACCUCAGAAAGAAACUAAAGCUACGGUGUUUGAAAACUCUCAACUGCAGACUGGUUCACUAUACAGUGCGGAUCAAUCAAAUCUUGGCAGCAUUGAGCCAACUCAGCACUAUUAUCAGGAGACAGUCGCUUCUCAGUUGCAGCAGACAAUUCCUGGAAGUCCAUAUACUGAAAAUUACCAGCCAAUUUAUGAUUCUUCAUAUGGAAGGGAAUAUGGUGCCGCUCCAACAUAUCAACCUGCUCCACAGCCUCAGAUAUUCCGUCCAUCGCUGGCACCUCAGGUUCCCCAGACAAAUUUUGCUCCCCUUCCUGUUACCUCUCAGCCCACUGUACAGACAUUCGUUCCUUCAACCCCUCAAAUGCUGAGAAAUGCAGAACAAUACCAGCAGCCAACAUUGGGUUCUCAGUUAUAUCCUGGGACUGUCAACCCCGCUUAUCCUGUACAAUCUGGACCUGGUUCACAUGGUCCUGUUACAUCUGAAGGCCCGGUUCCUGUCAAUCAAAUGCCACCAGUAGCUCCUGGACCUAGGCCUUUGGGAUUUAUGCCAGUGACCAAUGCAGGUGUUGUUCAAAGAACUGGAAUGAGUCCGGGUCAAAUGCAACCCCCCAGUCCUACUCAGUCUGCCUCUGUACAGCCAGCUGUGACACCUGCAGCUCCACCACCUACAGUACAGACGGUUGAUACAUCAAGAGUUCCUGCUCACCAAAAGCCUGUUAUUAGCACACUGACAAGACUUUUCAACGAGAUAUCGCAAGCCCUGGGAGGUUCACGAGCAAAUCCUGCUAAGAAACGUGAAAUAGAAGACAAUUCUAGGAAACUAGGUGCCUUGUUUGCAAAACUCAACAGUGGUGACAUAUCUAAAAAUGCCGCUGAUAAGCUUGUGCAGCUGUGCCAGGCAUUGGACAACAAUGAUUUUGCUACAGCCUUACAAAUCCAGGUACUUCUUACCACCAAUGAGUGGGAUGAAUGCAACUUCUGGCUAGCGACACUCAAGCGGAUGAUCAAGACAAGGCAGAAUGUUAGAUAAGUUUUCCAAAGUCACAUACUAAAGCACAUUCAGACGCAUAUUUUUUGCUGCCCUCUUGUGCAAGUCCUUUUUACUGCACUGAUCAUUCCUCUAUUCAAUAUACACAAGAAUGGUAUCAUAAACUUCCAAGUGCAGGAUCUGGGUUCACCACUCUUUACUUCGCUCCAUCAAAAUCUGGACUGGCUUUCACAUUAGUGCUUUUUUUUUCCAGAAGUGUUGGUGAGAAUAAUUUUGAAAACAUUUUCUUUGCCUCCUUUUACAUCUUUCUUUGUAGGGUUCGAGUAAUUGAGUUUGGGUUCUUUUCAACUCAUAAAUGGCCCACCUUUAAGUUUUAGUUAAAAGUUGGAGCUUUUUUCAGAAAAUACCCUGUCUUGACUUGAAUUGAUUUCUUCAAUGGCCAUCAGUUGUAUUUCCUUUUAUUUA